Aricia agestis (brown argus) is the source of this 4392-nucleotide messenger RNA. Its product is annotated as guanine nucleotide exchange factor DBS-like. The transcript has 20 exons. Gene Ontology annotation, molecular function: guanyl-nucleotide exchange factor activity; protein binding. Lineage: Eukaryota; Metazoa; Arthropoda; Insecta; Lepidoptera; Lycaenidae. The record is from RefSeq and is a predicted model, not a curated record. Bases 289 to 3384 code for a protein of 1031 amino acids. Gene Ontology annotation, biological process: intracellular signal transduction. Gene Ontology annotation, cellular component: cytoplasm.
UGGGUGUCGUUAUUAUGCUCGGCGCUCUAGCUAACGGUAUUCGUAGUAAAAUUGUUUCACUGUCCAAUAAUCGUUCGCGCCCGUGACAGGUCGGUCUUAACAACAAAAUAUCGCGGAAACGGGUCGAUGGACAUUUUUUACGUAAAAAAUGUACACCUACGUGAAGCUAUUUAAUUUCCGGAUUAUUUUGGGGAAUUGUGAAAAGCGGAAUAAAUUAAUGCGAAGCAAAAUGUGGUAGCAACUAAAAGCGUAGUGUUUGUUUUUGGAUUCGGUGUUUCGGUCCUCACGAUGGCUACAUCUCCGACUAGUAUAGAGACACAAAUAGACAGUUUCUUGGAGCAAUUCAAGAAGAGUGCGUCAAAAGCUAUGGAAGAGAAAAUGGAAUGGCCCGAUGGUCCCAUACCUGGUUCUAUGGUGAAGUCGAGAAGCAGUUGUUUUACGCUGGAUUCCUCCACCAGCGGUGAGGCGGAGUGCGACUGCGGCGAGGAUGAGGGUCGCAGCAUCGGGGAGCUGCUGCUGCCGCAGUACGCCCUGGCGACAGGGGGUCUGGCGCGCGACAGUCGCCCCCUCAUCACCUUCCCCGACCACAACAACUUCCACUCGCUAUCCGCCCCUGAGUACCGCCGCUUGCUGCUCUACCUCACUUCAAUACCGUCAUUACUGGAAGCAGAAAUGGGGUUUCAUCUAAUAAUAGACCGACGGAAAGACAGGUGGAAUUCUGUGAAAGCGGCUCUACUUAGGAUAUCAGAAUUUUUCCCGGGCAUUAUCCACACGGUGUUCGUGCUGCGACCGGCUAGUUUCCUGCAGAAGGCGCUGUCUGAAGUCAGCAACAAGUUCUUCAAGGAGGAGUUCCGGUUCCGGGUGGUGGUGUGCUCGGCGGUGGAGGAGUUAUACGAGCAUUUUGACAGGAGCCAGCUGACGCCAGAUCUGGGGGGCGAGAUGCAGUACUCGCACUCGGAGUGGAUACAGCAGCGGAUAGCGUUGGAGAAGUUUUCGACGCUGAUGAAGGAUAUCUCCGUAAAGCUGGACAACUUUAUGCACGAGAUAGUGGAUUGUGAUAUGGGCAAUGAUCCAACUCAAACCAAAGAUUUAUUGAACUGUCAAGAAACUAGUUAUAAAGCUUUAAAAAGUGAGCUGUCGUCAGCGACGAGUCAGGGCGAAGAGUUGCUGACCCAAGUGAGGAAACCAAAUCUAACUUAUAAUAUUAUUAGUCAUGUGGCCGCUGUAGAACGGCUUCUAGUACAACUUGAAGAGACUGAAAAACAAUUUGAUAACUUUUGGCAAAAACAUUCCACGAAAUUAAAUCACUGGUUGAAGUUUAGAACAUUUUUAUUGAACUUUAAACAGAUGCAGGCUACUUUAGAUAACCAUUUAAAGACAGCUUGUGAUAUGACGGAAGUUGGUGAAACAGUGAACAGGGUUGAAAGUUUGAUACAAGAGGCUAAAGAUUUUGAAAAACUAUGUAACUCUGACCUUGAUGCAGCUUCUGCUGUUAUUGACGAAGGUGAAAUAUUAAUGAAGGACCCACUUAGCUCUGUAGAUCACAUAGAGUCAAAAUGUGAGGAGCUAAGAAGAACAAGUUCACUUCUCAUUGAGAAAAUUCAAAAAAGAAACGCCCUGUUAGUAAAAGCUAGAGAAUUAAUGGACAGAAUUGAUAAGGCAAACGACUGGUGCGCGACGGGUGUAGAGAUACUAGCUGCGGAGGGCGGACUUGCAGCCGUUGACAAACUUCUAGAAGACGCUAAAUCCUUCGACCUGACCGCACCCGAGGAGUUCAGAGAAAUGCUGAUGCAGUCCGCCACGCAGGAAACGCGGGCGUUAGUUACACAGGUGUCACAACGUGUAGAAGACGUAUGGCUGAUGGUGACAGUAAAGCGGGCGACGCUACAGCGCGCCGCGGCUCGCCCCGCGCGUCCCGUGCACGCCGUCCCGCCAAACUCCGCCGCGCUGCCGCAACAGAUGGAAACAUCCGGGGGGUCGGAGAGCUCGGGCGGCGAGGACGCGGAGGCGCGGCGGUCGCGGCGCGGCCACGUGCUGGCCGAGCUGCUGCAGACCGAGCGCGUCUACGUGCAGGAGCUCGGCUCCAUACUCACCGGUUACAAAGAAGAAAUCGAGAAACCAGAGAACCAGCACAUCCUUCCGGCCGCGCUGGUUGGUCAGGCAGAUGUGCUGUUCGGCAACCUGCACGAACUAUUCACCUUCCAUCAAGAGAUAUUCCUCAAGGACCUGGAGAGAUCCAUCUCCGCGACAGAACUUGUGGCCUUGUGUUUUGUUGAAAAGAGGGAAACCUUCUUCCGCCUAUACAGCUACUACUGCCAGAACAUACCGCGGUCGGAGCGACUGCGGGAGACGCUGGUAGACACCCACCUCUUCCUGCAGGCCUGUCAGACACGAUUGGGACACAAGCUGCCUCUAGCUGCAUAUUUGCUUAAACCCGUGCAGAGGAUCACCAAAUACCAGUUGCUGUUAAAGGAUCUUCUAAGGUACAGCGAGUGCGGGUCCAUGAGUACGGGUAUCCAGGAGGCUCUGGACUGCAUGCUGGUGGUUCUCAAAUGGGUCAACGACUCCAUGCAUCAGAUCGCCAUCACGGGAGUACCGGUGGAUCUCAGUCAACAAGGCGAGCUGCUACUCCAGAGCUCGUUCCUCGUGGUGUCAGAGAACAAGCGAGACCUGCGGCUGCGGCUGCGCCCGCGCCGCCGACACGUGUUCCUGUACGAGAAGGCCAUGCUGUUCUGUAAACCAGCGGCCAAGAACAGCCAUAAUAAGGCGACUUAUCACUUCAAGCAUGAACUCCAGAUGUCACAAAUCGGUCUCACAGAGUCGGUUAAAGGUGACGUGCGUAAAUUCGAGGUGUGGCGGCAGGGGCGGAGCGAGGUGCACACGCUGACCGCCCCCAGCGCGGACGUCAAGCGCGUCUGGGUGGAGCGCAUCAAGCGGGUGCUGCUCGACCAGCUCAAAGAGCUGAAGGGCGAGCGCGUGCGACAGUACGCCGCUAACCACAAAGCGCUCAUCCAAGCCAACUCCUGGGACUCUAGCGGUGGGCCCCCCGUACCCCCCACCAAGAUCCGCGCCGGCUCAUGUGACGCGCACGACGAGCCCUGCUGGUCUACCGACCCCAGCGACGACGAUGAUGAGGAGCCCGACCAUACGCCGACGGUGGGGUGCAGCCUGGUGGCGCUGGCGGAGUACACGGCGGUGGGGGGGAGUGAGGUGUCGCUGCGGGAGGGGCAGCACGCCGAACUGCUCAAGGUGGGCUGCGCCGGCUGGUGGUACGUGCGCAUCGCGGGAGGUCAGGGUGAAGGUUGGGCGCCGGCGGCGUACCUCGACCAGCGCAAGACCUCGCGCUCCUCCAGCCGAGACCAUGGACGUCUGCACGACCACUGAACACCAACGUUGGACAUACACUGUCCAACUUCUGGACUACGAAUUGUCUGUUAGACUCGACAGACUGACUGUCCAAUAACUGGACUUCGAACUGUCUGUUAGACUUAUCUGACUGUCCAACAACUGGGCAGACUGGUUGUGAAUGUUAAUUGUUAGACUGGUCAGACGGUCUCACAUAAUAUGGAAAAUAAAUAGGAAUUAUAUCUGUCGGUAUAGACAAGUAACAAGCUAUAGUAUGUAAAUGGGUAACACUGAAAAAUGUAUGAAAAGAAGAUUAAAUGGAUAGCUCAUAUUAGAUGAUUACAGAAAUUUUGUUCUUAGCAUGGCAAGUGAGGGCAUUAUUAUGUGGCCAGUUGCUUUUUACCAUCCGGCAUGUUAAAAAUAAGGCUUGGAUGAUCAGAAUGAAGAACACCGACAGAGCUAUCCAAAAAUUAUGGUAUACAGUAGUGCUUUAUCCUUUACCUGAUGUCACUUGAAAUGUUCUAGUAAAAUACAAUGGACUCGUUUGGAAUUUAAAUUCCAUAUCUGUUCGAUAAAUGCCAGUAGCUAUAAUGAAUCACUAUUGGUUGAAAUUGAAUUUCGAACAGAUACUGAAUUUGAAUCGAAUAGAAUUUUAAAUGCUUGUGAGGUAAGCUACCCAAUCGUUGGCAUAACAAACGUAAAGAUUAAUUAUUGUAAUGGUUUCUGUGUUCAAUAUUUGGGUGGUUAACCAUUUUGUCCGUAGAUUGUUGUCGAUAAGCGUAAAUUCUCGUUCGCAAAGGUAAAGGUUUUGAAACAGUGCCUAUUAUUUUGAAUAUUCGAUUUUGAAUAGAAUUACUAGGCUACUUUUUUGUAUGUAACUAAUCGAAACGUUGAAAAUUGUUUACCUAGUUAUAUGUUGGCGCGCAAACAGUUAAAUCCAUGAUGGAUCGAAAAUGUUUUGAUUUGUGUAGCUUGCAGCGACACUAGGCUGGUCAAAUUCGUAGUUAGAUUUCUUAAAUUUUUCUUUUGUUAACUUUUAAUAAAAUA